Messenger RNA from Physcomitrium patens, 3458 nucleotides. RefSeq lists its product as uncharacterized. Gene Ontology annotation, cellular component: EMC complex. Gene Ontology annotation, biological process: protein folding in endoplasmic reticulum. The record is from RefSeq and is a predicted model, not a curated record. Gene Ontology annotation, molecular function: protein binding. NCBI's taxonomy places the organism in Eukaryota, Viridiplantae, Streptophyta, Bryopsida, Funariales, Funariaceae.
UCGGCCGAACGGUGGUUUGUUGUUGAACGGAGGCUGGCGAUGGCCGAUUCCUUGUGAGGAAUCGCGAACUUCUGUACAUGAGCGCCUUUUGUGAAGCGAGCGUUUAUCUCAUCGUUGCGUUGCUCAUUUGAGUAGCUUCAGAGGGAAGGCGCCUUGAGGCGGCCAUGGCGUCUCCGAGGCUGCGUGCAUCAUUGUGUCAGUUGUUUGUUGUGGUCGCUUGUCUCUCAUCGACUUGCCUCGCUCUUUACGAAGAUCAAGUCGGUGUGCGAGACUGGCACCAGCAGUAUAUUGGGCGCGUGAAGCAUGCGGUGUUCCAGACUCAAGGGACGGGGCGGAAACGCGUGGUGGUGGCAACGGAGCAGAAUGCCAUAGCGUCCCUCAAUCUCCGCACCGGUGACAUCUAUUGGAGGCAUGUGCUUGGUGAAACGGACAACAUUGAUGCACUUGAGAUUUCCAUGGGAAAAUAUGUGUUAACAUUGUCAAAAGGGAACACUGUGAGAGCCUGGCACUUGCCUGAUGGUGCUCUAAUUUGGGAAACCAGAAUACAAGCCUUUCAAGGAUUUAAUUUGGGCUUGAUUAAGCUCCCGGUUGAUAUUGAUGGUGACAAAGUCAACGACUUAUUUGUCUAUAGUGGCAGCAUUUUAACUGCGAUUUCAGGAGCUGAUGGCGCCACACUUUGGCGAGUGGAUGCUGCUGGCAGCAAGAACAUAUUUAUUGAAAAAGUGGUUUUAGCACCAGAGGAGGGGAAAGCUUAUGGGCUUGGUUUCUUUGGUAUUAUGGGGGUAGCGCUAGUCGAGAUAGACUUAAAGACAGGCGAUUUGAGCGAUCUUAAGUCAGCUGAACUCUCUUCAAUGCUUUCCACUGAGCAUCUUCAUGUCACCAGCGAUUAUGCUGUAGCCCUUCAGUCAGAUGCCGAGAGUUUGGUUGUUGCACUCAUUAAUUCCCACAAGGAGUUGAUUGUGGUGGAGACUCCAGUGAGCAGCAUCCUCACCAACCCUGGUACUAGUUUGAAGCUACUUAGUACAAAUUUGGAGGGUGUCAUUUCCCUGUCCUCCGACGAUCAAACUGUUAUCCUCAAGGUGGACCCAACCACUGGAAAACUUUCUCUAGUGGAACGUUUGACAGGUGCUGUCGCUGUAAGUGAUAGCUUGAGUGUUUUGGAUGACAAAUAUGCGACUGCCAUUGUUGAGUUUUCGGAAGAAGGGAGUGCACAGAAUGUGUUUAACCUACGAGUGAAGGGCAAUGAUUUCUCUGAUGAAGUCCAGAAGGAGACAGUUAAAUUACCUAGUCACAGGGGUUUCAUUCAAAAGGCAUUCUUGAAUGCGUAUGUGCGAACUGAUCGUUCACAUGGGUUUCGAGCAUUGGUUGUUGGAGAAGACGAUUCUUUAUCUCUUCUUCAACAAGGAGAGGUCGUUUGGACAAGGGAGGAUGGUUUGGCGUCUAUUGUGGAUGCCAGUCCUGCUGAACUUCCACUCGAGAAAGAUGGUGUCUCGGUAGCUGAGGUGGAACACGAUUUGGCGGAAUGGCUAAAGGGUCAUAUAAUGAAGAUGAAGGCUACCCUAUUUCUUGCAACCCCAGACGAGUUGGCUGCUGUUCAGAGAGCCAGAUUAAACCAGGCUGACAAGACCAAGCACACACGGGAUCACAACGGCUUCCGUAAGCUUCUUGUGGUUCUUACCAAGGCAGGAAAAAUUUCUGCUCUACACACCGGGGAUGGUCACGUGGUCUGGUCCCUUUUAGUCCCCUCCCUACGCGCUAGCUAUGGCAACCCACGCUUCUCGCCACUCAAAAUUUUCCAGUGGCAGGUCCCCCAUCAGCAUGCUCUGGAUGAAAAUCCUGUUGUGCUCAUUUUAGCUCAAGCAGAUCCUGGAUAUGAUGUCAAAGGUGCUCUCUCAUGGAUAGAUGUUCAUAAGGGUACGGAAUUGCAGUCUGUCAAACUCAGCUACUCUGUCACUCAAGUGGUCACAACACCUGUAACUGAUUCCUCAGAACAGAGACUUCACCUUCUGAUUGACAACCGAAAAAGGGCACAUCUCUUUCCUGCAACAGAGGAAAGCUUAGCAUUGUUCUUGAAAUAUAAGGAAAAUGCCUACUUUUAUGAGGUAGACAAGGCGGAUCAGAAAAUGCAUGGGUAUGGGUUACUUGACUUGGUUGACCCAAGUACUGGAAACAUCAAGGAAGGCUACGUUUUUGAGAGCCGGAAACUUUGGUCAAUCGUGUUCCCAGCAGAGACUGAAUCCAUCACUACUGUUGUGACAAGAAAAUCGGACGAGGUCACUCACACUCAAACUAAGGUUUUGUCGAAUCGAGAUAUAUUAUUUAAGUAUCUCAAUAAGAACCUGGUUUUUGUAGCGACUGUUGCUCCAAAAGACAAAAGCCAGGUUGGCGCUGUUAGUCCUGAGGAGAAAACAUUGGUUGUGUAUCUUGUCGACACUGUUACUGGAAGAAUCUUACACCGUGUCUCUCACCCCAAUAUGCAAGGCCCUGUGCAUGCCGUUUUGAGUGAGAAUUGGGUAGUCUACCACUACUUCAAUCUUCGACAACAUCGAUAUGAAAUGUCUGUUCUAGAGAUUUAUGACCAGUCUCGAUUGCCUGACAAGGGUGUGAUUCAGCUGAUGCUGGGUCAGCACAAUAGCAGUGUUCCCAUCUCGUCAUACUCACCUGUAAACUUGGAAGUGAAGCAGCAGAGUUACUUUUUCACCUUUACGGUAAAGACCAUGACUGUUACAUCCACUGCGAAGGGGAUCACCGCCAAGCAGCUGUUGCUGGGCACUGUUAACGAUCAGGUACUCGCUCUGGACAAGAGGCUUUUCGAUCCUCGGAGGACUCUAACUCCAACACCUGCUGAGCAAGAGGAGGGCAUCCUUCCUCUUACUGAUUCUAUACCCAUUUCCCCUCAGAGCUAUCUGACCCAUUCCUAUCAAGUGGAAGGUUUGCGGGGUCUGCUAACUAUUCCUGCAAGAUUGGAAUCCACCUCCCUUGUCUUUGCCUACGGCCUCGACUUAUUCUACACACACACCGCACCCUCCAAAAUCUAUGAUUCGUUGACAGAAGACUUCAGCUAUGCACUACUUCUUGUUACCAUUGUUGUGUUAUUUUUGUCCAUCAUAGUAACAUAUGUGCUAUCAGAGCGGAGGGAAUUAGCUGAGAAAUGGAAGUAAAGCAGCAGCACCGUCAAUCCUUAAGAUGCUAGAUUUGGUCCUAUGGAUGGUGCGUGAGUUUUAAAUUUUCAGAUGGUUUUUAGGCUUCAGCACGCUAUCGUUAAUCGAUCCAUUUACUUACUCGGAUUGUUUGCUUGGAAGCUGAGGUUCGCGGCAUGUGACAAUAUCGAGUGAGGGAGAAGUAGUGGUGCUCGGCACUGAUCGGCAGGAUUUAUCAGCACACCCUGACCAGCCUAUGUCAAUUCCAAUAUAGACGCUAUCAAUACACUCCUCAUUUGUUCUUUUGAAUUUCACCAA